AGCUGAUGCUGAUGACUGGCUGUUUCCUGACAUUGGUUUGCAGUGGGAGGUACUAUGGCUGGUAAGGUGAAGUGGGUGACAGAUAUUGAGAAAUCGGUGCUCAUCAACAACUUUGAGAAGAGAGGAUGGAUUCAAGUCACAGACACAGAGGACUGGAAUUUCUACUGGAUGAGCAUCCAGACCAUCAGGAAUGUGUUCAGUGUGGACACCGGCUACCGCCUGUCAGAUGACCAGAUGGUUAACCACUUUCCCAACCACUAUGAGCUGACCAGGAAGGACCUGAUGAUCAAGAACAUCAAGCGCUACCGUAAAGAGCUGGAGAAGGAAGGCAGCCCGUUGGCAGAGAAGGAUGAGAACGGCAAAUACAUUUACCUAGAUUUUGUCCCCGUGACGUUCAUGCUGCCCGCGGAUUAUAAUCUGUUUGUGGAGGAGUUCAGGAAGAGUCCGUCCAGCACCUGGAUCAUGAAGCCCUGUGGCAAGGCGCAGGGCAAAGGCAUCUUCCUCAUCAACAAACUGUCCCAGAUCAAGAAGUGGUCCAGAGACAGCCGCACCUCCACGUUUGUUGCAGCCUCCAGUGGCAAGGAGGCGUACGUCAUCUCCCUGUACAUCGACAAUCCACUGCUGAUAGGAGGGAAGAAGUUUGACCUGCGUCUCUACGUUCUGGUCACCACCUACCGGCCUCUCAAAUGCUACAUGUACAAGCUGGGCUUCUGCAGGUUCUGCACAGUGAAGUACACGCCCAGCACCAGUGAGCUGGACAACAUGUUUGUGCACCUCACUAAUGUGGCCAUCCAAAAACAUGGGGAUGACUACAAUCAUGUCCAUGGAGGCAAGUGGACGGUCAGUAACCUGCGUUUGUACCUGGAGAGCACCAGGGGGAAGGAAGUCACCAGCCGCCUGUUCGACCAGAUCCACUGGAUCAUGGUGCAGUCGCUUAAGGCCGUGGCUCCUGUGAUGAACAACGACAAGCACUGUUUUGAGUGCUAUGGGUAUGACAUCAUUAUCGAUGACAAGCUCAAGCCAUGGCUCAUUGAGGUCAAUGCUUCUCCUUCACUGACCUCCAGCACAGCCAACGACCGCAUCCUGAAGUACAACCUCAUCAACGACACCCUCAACAUCGUCAUACCCAACGGGGACAUCCCAGACUGCCGCUGGAAUCGCAGCCCGCCCCGAGAGGCCCUGGGCAACUACCAAGUGCUGUACGACGAGGAGCAGGCGCUGAGCGAGAACGCAGAGCGAGACCUUCGGAGCCGCUCGGGUCAGUCCCUGGGGUCAAAGGGCACCAAGGGGGGUGCUGGCCCUCGCCCCACUGCCGCCACCUGGAAAUGAGGUGCUGCCGCUGACCCAUAAUGACUUCCUGUACAUUAUUACGGGGUCCACUGGAGCGCAGGGGAUAAAAAGGACCACCCAGAUGUUUUCUAACCCCACCUAUCCAACGGAGGACUGCACUCUUCUACAUUUCACUGACAAAUGCACAAGGGGCUGGAGCCCCAGAGAAUAUCAAACUGCAUGAUAUUAUGGACCAUCUUCUGUUGGAGGGGAGGAGGAAAAUUAAUGAAGUGGUGAUAUUUGGAGAGUUUAAGAGUUUCCGACCUGUUUGUAUGACAGGGUAACCAAAAUAGCAAAAGAAAAAAAAAAAAGAUACUGGUGGCUUUGAAGGGUAGCAAGAAGGAUUGUAACUAGUUGAGCUAUGCAUGAUUUGUGAGUACUGACACUUUACCUUGACAUAGCUGCUAAUAAGAAGAAGCUCUGUGAGAUAGGAAACCUGCAUCAGUGAAUAGCUGUGGACAGUUCAGUUGUAUGGAUUGAGAGAUACUGAGAGAGAAAAGCUGACAAACCCAAGGAUCCUGUAAGUGACAUAAAGAAUAUCCAUAAAGAACUUAUGGAUAAGCAGUUGAUCCAUGUAGAAUUACAGUACUAAAUGUAUAUAGACCACAUCAUAGAAUUUAAUAAUCUUUUAUACUUUAAUCAUUCAGUAUGUAUAUGCAGGGGUGUUUUCAUUAAGAUUGAUUGUAUUCCAUGCUAUUCCUAAUUGCACUUUGUUCCUUUGUUUUUGCUUAAAUACCGAAUAGAUAUCCCAUAUUGAAUUUUGGGUUGGACCACUUACAUUAUACCUG
Messenger RNA from Myripristis murdjan (pinecone soldierfish), 2117 nucleotides. RefSeq names its product tubulin tyrosine ligase-like family, member 1 (gene ttll1). The transcript has 10 exons. Lineage: Eukaryota; Metazoa; Chordata; Actinopteri; Holocentriformes; Holocentridae. The record is from RefSeq and is a predicted model, not a curated record. Gene Ontology annotation, molecular function: tubulin binding; tubulin-glutamic acid ligase activity. Gene Ontology annotation, biological process: protein polyglutamylation; microtubule cytoskeleton organization. Bases 55 to 1329 code for a protein of 424 amino acids. Gene Ontology annotation, cellular component: ciliary basal body.